AGUCGCGAACUCGGAUGCGGCCAGUCGCCCGUCCCUAUGCUCCCUAGACCAUGUCCCAUGCCCUCCUCCUCCGCCUCUUCCUCUCCCCCUCCUUCUUCAGCGUCCACGUCGCCCUCCAGUAUCUCAGGAUCUAUGCGGACAACAUCGGCGUCACGUACUACCUCACAAGGAGACUUCGGGAGCUAGACACCAGAGAAUUGCGCGAAGUAUGGGGCUUCAUAUGCCACCUUCUAGUGACGAGACCGUCCAAGUCAAGAGCAUUGGAAUGCUUCGUUGUCGAGACUUGCCACAAGUCUACCCAUAUUGCCAUGCUGACACUAUGGUACAUGCAAGCACACUUGAGAGACCUCGCAUCCCCCCAAACCAAUCCUCAGGCAUUCCUCAUCUGCCAGAGAGUUUUGCAUCAAUGCCACGAACUUAUAUUUGGCGACAUUCCCCAGUCAAGUGCACCGUACUCGUCCAUUAGCUUGCCAACGCAAUUGGGUCCCUUGCGGACGAAAGUACGCCCUCACUUGCAGCCCGCUGUAGUUGGUAUUGGCAUGGUCUGGGCCGGGAUCCCAGCCAUGCCAGCACUAACACAAAUCAUGGGUGAAGUUGCCAUAGAGCAGGGCCGAAUAGAUGAGGAAGGCCGAGGGGUCAAGAGCCUCGAGAAUGCUGACGAUGAUGUCGUCCGCGGUGUCUCGCGAGAACCGUCAAUAGACCAGACAGACGAGAAGGAAGAGCCGCAGGACUCGGACUCGGACGAUGGCAUUGAGCCAGCUCCCCAGAUGGCCCCCGCUCCACGCCCCGCGCCGGGACACCUGAGGUUCCUCGCGAGGGAGAGUUCCCACCCGUCCAGGCGACAAACUAUUGCUGCACAGACGAGCCCUGCCCUGCCUCUCCUGAAAGGUAUUCGUCCGUACAGGCUCUCGGAAGAUCCGUUUGGUCAACAAGAAGACAACGAUAUGCCUCCGACCGCCACGACACCCUUCCAGUCAACACCGACCCUUUCUAGCAGUCGACGACGCACCAAAACACUUAGCGUUCACGCGGCGGACUUGGUGGGGAAGUACGACUUCCCCUCGCAAGUCCACCUCCUCCGCAGCCAUUACUGUCGUUCUGAGGUGAAGUUCAUCCUUGCCCUCGAGAACAUCUGCAACCGAUUGCUCGUCGUGCCCAAACCCGCUCGCAUCAGUGCGCUAAGGGCAGAGUUGACUGGCAUGAACCACAUGCUGCCCACUGAGGUCUGCAUGCCCAUGUGGUGCACUUCAUCAGACACCCCGACAGGAUCUCGCGGCAUCCCACAACCGCAUCAUCGUAUCGUUCGAAUACCACCAGGAGAAAGCGUGGUGCUCAACUCAGCAGAACGCGCGCCAUAUCUCUUACUCAUUGAGAUUCUCCAUGACGACCUUGACUUUGAUCCCGCCAAGCGAGGUAACAAGGAGAUCCUGAAGAAGAUCGUUCUGAAGGAAGUCGAGAAGGAGGGUUCCUCGAAAGACUUGGAUGCUUUCACCGGACGCGUGCCCAUCCCUCGUCAUUCAAGGACGGCAUCAGGCGCAGACAACAGCGCACCAGAGGCGUCCAUCGGCAAUGACACCGAGGACUACCGGAAUACCCCCGCAAUCACCAUCUCUGCCUUCCCCAUUUCUCCUCUGAGCCCUGGGACCAUCGACGACGACGAAGAAGUCGAUCUAGUCGAGCAGCUGUACGGCACCAACAAUGCCCUCCGUGCGAGGGAAGUCGAUCUCUCUGAGUCCAUCGUGCUCCCGCCCACUCCCAAGAACAGAGACCUCGAUAUUGUCACCUGGUCCCGCUCGUCCUCGACGCCGCAGACACCCAUGAUCGAGACUGCCCCGACGACAUCCAACCAUACCCCGUCACACAGCCUAUCCGGUAUUUCUCGUCGUGCGCUAGGACUGGGUCUCCUGCCUGAGCCUCCCGCCGACAUCAGCCCCAGUGGAUCCCCACGUAUGCUCUCCCUGGACGAAUACUCUGAGCGCAUGCGCACCGCGGCGGUCAUGCUUGCCCAGCUGAAUGCAAGUAUGGUCCGCGAGUCCACGCUGCCCCUCCCCGUGCCCCCUACGCCCUCCCUCGACUCGUCAACCUUCACCGCGCCCCUCCGGUGGAUCGCGAGCACGCCCAUCCUGAGCGUCAUGCCCGGCCCCUCCUGGAGCGGCGAAGAGGUUCAGACGCCGGUACCGCAGACCCCCGCGCCGAUGCCAAUGAAGCUGCAACCGAGCGAGGCAGCUGCGAUCCGCGAGCGGAUCAUGAGUGAGAUGCUCGCGCUGGAGGAGGAGCGGAUGGCGAGGAUGCGAGAAGGCGGCGUGGGGGAGAGCAUGUUGAAGAUAGGCGACGGGGAGAGUGUGAAGUCCGUGGAAGAUGAGCGGAUUAUCAGAAGAGAGUUGAGUAAGGCAGACCCUUCUGCUGUGGUGUUUAGUGAGUCUUGGGCGGCGAAGAAGAGUCGGAUACGACAGGCUUCACCGUACGGACAUCUGGCCAAUUGGGACUGUGUCGCUGUCAUCGUCAAGACUGGCGGUGACUUGCGACAAGAGCAGCUCGCGGUUCAACUCAUUCAGGAAUUCGAGAAGAUAUGGAAGGAGGAGAACUGCCCCUGCUGGGUGCGAUACUUCCGUAUCUUGAUAACCGGUAGCACGUCAGGGUUGGUGGAGACUAUCACUGACGCUGUGUCGAUACACUCGAUCAAGAAGGCGGAGUAUGCACGGAGGCUUACAUUGGGACGGCUAGGACAUGUCAGCCUGUUUGAUCACUUCAGAUCGACGUAUGGUGACCCUUCGUCAGCGAAGUUCGUAAGGGCACAACGCAAUUUUGCAAAGUCAUUAGCUGGUUAUUCCCUGGUCACCUAUUUAUUGCAGAUCAAGGACCGGCACAACGGGAACAUACUCCUCGACCGUGACGGCCACCUCAUCCAUAUCGACUUCGGGUUCAUGCUCUCGAACUCACCAGGGAACAUCGGCUUCGAGGCCGCUCCGUUCAAACUUCCGCUCGAGUACAUCGAGGUGCUGGGCGGGCUCAACAGCGGACCGUAUAUGGAGUUCAAGCGGUCAUUCAAAGACGGCUUUGAUGCGGCACGGAAGCAUUGCGACCGGAUCGUCAAUAUGGUUGAGCUGAUGCAAAAAGACUCAUCCUUGCCCUGCUUCGCCGCGCUUGGCGAGCAAACUGCGGCACAAUUACGGGAGCGAUUCCAACAAGGCUUGACACAGGCCUCUGUAGAAGAGCAUGUGAACAGGCUCAUUGAGACGUCUCUGGGUUCUAACUGGACGCGUUUAUACGAUUCGUACCAGUACUACUCGCAAUCCAUCUUGUAAGAUAUGGCUGCGAGCCUGCUUUGCGUUGCCAAGGUGUGCCAACAGGCUACGUCAUCAAAGGCAUCGGACGAUUACCAGUCAGUUCUGUCACGUCAGUCAGACUGCAGGCUUGCAGGCUUCAUGCGUCUGUUUGUCGGAUUUGCUAGUGUUCAACGCACCAUUGUGUAACUGACUGUAUCAUGAGUCUUGAGCAAACAUCAAGCUCCGCGGCAAAUCGAGUCUAGUGUAUGAUAUGAUGGAGCAGCAGCACGACUCGUAGCGUAAGAAGUCAUCCGGAUGUUCAACGUACGUUCAA
Molecule: messenger RNA, 3600 nt
Organism: Rhodofomes roseus
Lineage: Eukaryota; Fungi; Basidiomycota; Agaricomycetes; Polyporales; Fomitopsidaceae
Product: kinase-like protein
Exons: 13
Coding region: 51-3305 (1084 amino acids)
Biological process (GO): phosphatidylinositol-mediated signaling; phosphatidylinositol phosphate biosynthetic process
Cellular component (GO): cytoplasm; membrane
Molecular function (GO): 1-phosphatidylinositol 4-kinase activity
Source: RefSeq, a predicted model, not a curated record